Salvelinus sp. IW2-2015 is the source of this 668-nucleotide messenger RNA. RefSeq names its product plexin-B3-like. NCBI's taxonomy places the organism in Eukaryota, Metazoa, Chordata, Actinopteri, Salmoniformes, Salmonidae. Gene Ontology annotation, cellular component: plasma membrane; semaphorin receptor complex. Gene Ontology annotation, molecular function: semaphorin receptor activity; protein binding. The record is from RefSeq and is a predicted model, not a curated record. Gene Ontology annotation, biological process: semaphorin-plexin signaling pathway involved in axon guidance; regulation of cell migration.
GUAUUUCUCCAGCCAGACACAACGGGGACGUUGUAUCUCAGUGUGAUAGUGGACCAGGACAGUCCUGUCAACGCUGACCUACUACUGGACCAGUCUGGACAGAAUGUCUACGUCCUCACUGACAGCAAGGUGUCCAAGGUGGCUGUAUCUCAGUGUGAACAGCAGCCCGACUGCCAGUCCUGUCUGUCUGUCAGAGACCCUUACUGUGGCUGGUGUGUCCUGGAGGGAAGAUGUAGUCGUCGAAUGGAGUGUAGUCGUGAGGGCCAAGCCAACCACUGGCUGUGGAGCUUCCAUCCUGCCAACCAGCCUGCCAACCAGUGUGUGACUGUCCAGAGCGUGGAGCCUGCCAUUCGAAGCAGAGAGGAGGAGACUCAGGUUUCUCUUGUUGUGUCCCAGCUGCCCACCCUGUCGGAGGAGGAGUCUCUGUCCUGCUCCUUUGGAACCCUCGUCCCUCAACCAGCGGUCGUCACGGGAACCACCAUAACCUGUCAAUCACCCCUGCCUGAGCUCCUCCCACCCAGCCCUCCAGGAAGUGAUCACAUGUCUCUGCGUGUGUCUGUGAUGUUCAGAGACGUGACCAUCUCGAGCAGUGACAUCAUCUUCUACGACUGUCGAGCUGUGGGACGACUCAACACCACCUCCUCGUAAGAGAUACACACACACACACU